Messenger RNA from Peronospora farinosa, 396 nucleotides. The record is from the annotation of a GenBank genome assembly. NCBI's taxonomy places the organism in Eukaryota, Oomycota, Peronosporomycetes, Peronosporales, Peronosporaceae.
AUGAAGAAAAGUGUCCGAUGGUCAACCGUUACAGUGUACGAGUUUGGCGUCGGUUUGGGUGGUAGUGCAGUGCCUAAACACGGUGGACCUUCUGUCGGUCUUGCAAGAAAACCUCGCUGUAUAUGGAGCACGUUUCUGGAUGACGUCGUGGUGAUGAAGAAGGAAGAGGACGAGACGGCAUUGACGCCCUCGAGGACGAUCAACUGUGACGGGAAGAAAGUCGUCCGGGAUAAGCGGACAACGAGACGUCGCAAGGUGCGCUGGAUGAAGCCUUUGGAGCGUGUUACGAUGCUUACGAAGGCUGGCUGCAGCGAGAAACGCAUCUACCGGAUGAUGAUGGAGUCGUCAGAGAUUGCCAUGUCUCGACGUCUGACGCUCCGAGUUCUGGACAUUUAG